Molecule: messenger RNA, 1551 nt
Organism: Ostertagia ostertagi
Lineage: Eukaryota; Metazoa; Nematoda; Chromadorea; Rhabditida; Trichostrongylidae
Source: the annotation of a GenBank genome assembly
AUGCAUAUUGAACAUGUCGACGAGUUCACAUCCUGGCUUAUAGCCGAGUUGACUCCAGUUUGUGACGCUGAGCCGGGGACACUGGCAAAGUACGUUCUGGCCUUGCUCCGUAAGCCUAACAAGUCUGACGAAGAGAUGCGUGCAUUUAGUAGCAGUCAGUUGGAAGUGUUUCUGCAAGGAAAUACGAAAAAGUUUGUGGACAAGAUGUUUGCUGUGCUAAAAGAUGGUUCUUAUGUACCAAAAAAGGAACCAUCUCCCAUUCCCGAGGAAGUUGUGAAGGAAAGAGUUGCAAAAAGAGAGGAAGUUAGGAAGAAGGAAAGAGAGGUGCCGGAGCCGAAGCCUUCGCGAGAAUCCGCUCGUAGUAGCGAUCACAGUGAUGACCGUCGUAAGCCUAUUCCUGAAAAAGUGCCGAAGAAAGAAGACUUGCCACCACCCAUACGAAACGAAAGACCUCCUCGCAAAAGGAUCAGUCCACCGCCUACCGAUACCGUGAAGAGAGAUAUCCGUGAGACCGUACGCGAUGGCAGGGAACCGUUGAGAGAACCAAGACGUCGUUCACGCUCAAGAUCACCUCAUCCCAAAGCGGCGGACGAAGUAGAUCCCCCGAACGUCGAGAUCGUCGGUCUCCGCGCUGUGAUGAACGCAGAAAGAGGCGAUGUCGUGAUUACGACGAGAAAGGAUAUUGCAUGCAGGGAGAUCACUGUGUAUUCGAUCACGGUCCUGAUCCUUAUUCCACCUCCUGGCUAUCAUCCUCCUAAUCCGCCACCACCGGGCGUAGAGCCUAUUUUUACAGGACCUCCUCCUGCACCAAGGCCUGUUGAAGGAUACAAUCCGGAAGCUCCAUCAUUAAGCGGCCCCGAUUUCUCAAUGCCACCUCCACCUCUGCCUGUUCCAAUAAAUACGGCUCCGUGGCGGCCGAGUCCUUAUGCUGUGCCCACUACUGCUAAUGUUGUUGUUCCCACGGGCGUCCAGCGUUCCGUACUGAACUCCGGCGUUAAUGUUGACAAGCCUGCUUCUGAAGGAGCUCCGCCGCCAGCACAGCCUCCUAAGAUGGCAACUAUUGAGAACUCGAAAUUUGUCAACCAGGAGUUGAAGGAAACUCGUGAGAAGAUUAUAGAAGCAAAACGCAAACUGAAAGCUGAGAAGUUAAAAACGGAGGGCGAUACUCUGGAGCCUGCUGAAAAGAAAAAGCUCCUAGGCGUUGUUAAAAAGAUGAUGGAUAAAAUUACUGCAGGAAGGAAGGAGAUUCAUGAUCUCUCGGCAAAGCUGAAGAGCUGCACUGAGAGCAUUGCUGAAUUGGAGAAAGUAAUUGCGUCAGAAACAACAUCCCAUAAAGAAAAGAGCUCCAACAGUGAUGGGAGGGAUAGUGGCGACGUCGAUGCAAAGCGCGUUUCCACAGUGGUUGCAGUAAGGCGUGUUAAGGCCGUCAUGGAUGGGGGAUUGUUCAAAGGAGCGAUGCUGGAUGUGACAUGGCAUCGGCGCUCUGGAGGCUCUGGUGAAAAUUCGCCAUUAAGUGCAGACAAGAUGCUAGCCAGCAUACUACAGAGUGAG